Sugiyamaella lignohabitans is the source of this 777-nucleotide messenger RNA. RefSeq names its product Bcp1p (gene BCP1). The coding region runs from base 1 to 777 and encodes 258 amino acids. The record is from RefSeq and is a predicted model, not a curated record. Gene Ontology annotation, cellular component: nucleus. The transcript has a single exon. NCBI's taxonomy places the organism in Eukaryota, Fungi, Ascomycota, Dipodascomycetes, Dipodascales, Trichomonascaceae.
AUGUCUGGAGCUGGUAUUAAAAGAAAGCAAGACGGUCUGUCUGCGGAAGUGGCAGAUAAAAAUGACCAAUCAAAUAGUUCCAUUGGCACACCCGAGAAGAAACCAGACAACAAUGUCAAGAAUGACCAAGAAGAUGAGGACGAAGAUGACGACGAGGAAGAGGAAAUCGUCAACGUCGAUUUCGACUAUUUCGAUAUUAAAGAGAUCGAUUUCCAUGCCACGAAGAACCUACUUCGUCAACUGCUGGAUGCUGACGCCGUAGAGUUCGAUCUGUCGGCCCUGGCAGACCUCAUCAUCACCCAGAGCUCUCUGGGAUCCACAAUCAAAACCGACGGUGUCGACAGCGAUCCAUUCGCGAUCCUGACAGUCCUAAACCUCAACCAACACAAAGACAAGCCCGUAAUCAAAGCACUCGCCGACUAUUUCAUCCAGAAAACGGCCAACUCGGCCGAGUUCAACCGCAAACUGCGCCAACUCUUCUCGACCUCAUCAACAUCCUCCGUGGGUCUCAUCAUCCAAGAAAGACUCAUCAACAUGCCCACCGAGGUCGUGCCACCCAUGUACAAAAUGCUCGCAGACGAGCUCGAAGAAGCCGUCAAACAGGUACGUCAACCGCACAUGCCUCCGGCGGCUGGGGCUGCGCCCCAGACCCCGCUGCUCCUCUCGCUGCGCUCGAGUCGUUGCGUCUACGGUCCCAGCAAUCUCCUGCGAAGCAGGAGCAACGGGGUCUGGGGCGGAGCCCCAGCCGCCGGAGGCAAUGACCCCCUUCAGAACUAA